GGAGUUGAUUCGAUGUCAUGCAGUGACGCAACGACGCCAUUAAGCUAGAAGUCGGCCUGUUAUAUAGGUACUCUACUACUAUAAUGGGAACGGAACUACUACUGACUGAAUGGUUUCAUCCUCAAGGACAGCGUUGUAGCUACAUCUAGGGAAUGCAGAUCACCAAAAACAGAAGGUCAAUUAUGUAUUUCGCCUAUAUAAGUAAUGAUCACUAUAAUUGAUAGGCCAUCAUUGCAAGCAGCUUCGGAACAUGCGACAAAGCGUUGUGAGGGGAACAGGAACACGAACGAUACGAGCAUGUGAGCCCGCGAACACAAAUUACAAAUUGACGGCUAGGCUCCCAGCUAGUUUGUUGUCGCCCUUUGGUGCUUGUAUUUGUUGAGUCACAGUUGAAACGGCAGAAACAACAUGAUGAUGAGUUUGAAAACAGCAUUUUUAGUCUCAGCAUCGGCUGUAUUAGCGCUUGAAUGGUCCGAUGGUACAGGCAAGCUACCUGCACUAGGUUGGAAUUCAUGGAAUGCCUACCAUUGCGAUAUUAAUGAGACUCGAAUUCUCGACGCUGCUAAUGCCAUUGUUAAAUUUGGCUUCAAGGAUGCCGGUUACGAGUAUGUCAACAUAGAUGAUUGCUGGUCAGUCAAAACUGGCCGUGAUAGGAGGACGCAGCAACUGGUCCCCGAUCCUAAAAGGUUCCCUAGCGGCAUAUCUGGAGUCGCCAACAAGAUUCAUGCUUUGGGUUUGAAAAUUGGCAUAUAUAGCAGCGCCGGAACAAGGACAUGUGCUGGCUACCCUGCCAGCAUUGGAUACGAAAGCAUCGAUGCGGCUACCUGGGCAGCCUGGGGAAUUGAUUAUCUCAAAUAUGAUAACUGCAACGUACCGUCAAACUGGACGGAUGCGUGCAAUGCAUGUGUCUACAAUCUCAAUAACCCCAACAACUAUGUCAAUGGGACAUGCGUCAACUCCGGCAACUAUUGCCCUGGCGGGUACGACUACACCAGAUCCAACUCUGCCAAGCGCUAUGCCAUUAUGAGAGAUGCCCUCCAAGCGCAGAACCGGACAAUUCAAUACGCCCUUUGUUCAUGGGGAAGCGCAGGAGUCGAGCAAUACGGGAACGCAACAGGAAACUCGUGGAGAAUGAGCGACGAUAUCCAAGAUGGAUUUAAAUAUGUGACAUCUAUACUCAACAUGAACUCAUUCAACUUGAACGACGUCGACUUUUGGGGCCAUCCCGACGCAGACAUGCUAGAAGUCGGAAACGGCGGGCUUAGUGUCGCAGAAGAACGCACACACUUUGCCUUUUGGGCCGCUAUGAAGAGUCCAUUGCUCAUCGGUACCAACCUUUACGCUGCGUCAGACGAAGCCAAAUCCAUUCUCCUGAACAAGUAUCUACUGGCCUUCAACCAAGACAAUGUCUACGGCGCCCCUGCAAAGCCCUGGAAAUGGGGUACCAACCCGGACUUCACCUUCAACGCUACAAAUCCGGCAGAGUUCUGGUCCGGGGAAAGCCAGCAGGGUACUCUUGUGCUUAUGAUGAAUACACUGGCAGUCAGCCGUGAUAUGACAGCCAAUUUCGGCGAGAUUCCGAGUCUUGAUGCUGAUGGAUCGUACAAGGUACUUGAUGUUUGGACGGGCGAGGACCUUGGGUCGAUUACCUCUAGCCUUACGGUUAAGGUUGCUUCGCAUGACACUGCCGCAUUUCUAUUCACUUCCGGGUUGUCUCAAUAGUAAACUGGGUUGGCAUCAGAUUGCACAAGUCGGAGCCUAGUUACUCAAGUACCGCCUGUGUGGAAUUACCAAAGCAGAAAAGUUUUCGCCUGCUGUCAUAUCCAUUGCUCAUAUAGUCUAGCAAACGUCGAUAACGUAGUUUUUCGGGUUCUUCCUAACGGUACUGCCCUCUUUCGUUCUCCGGCUUCUUCGAGAAAAUUGCUAUAAGCAUUUUGUAACUUUCAGCAUAUAGCGAAUGGCAAUGUGUAGACUUUAUACCUCUAUGAGCUCCAAUUUCAAGUUCAAUACUCAUAAUAUACGCAGCAGAGUAUUCACAUGGUCAGCGACCGAGAUCCUCCAGUCCGUUCUUUUUGGGAUUCUACAUACAACGAGGUUGGCCAUCCCAAGUUCUUGAUACCCGGUACGAAAUUGCCAGCUACAUAUUUGUAGCGGAUAAAAAGGAGUGAGGU
Xylaria bambusicola is the source of this 2171-nucleotide messenger RNA. Its product is annotated as glycoside hydrolase family 27 protein. Gene Ontology annotation, biological process: carbohydrate metabolic process. Gene Ontology annotation, molecular function: hydrolase activity, hydrolyzing O-glycosyl compounds. The coding region runs from base 409 to 1722 and encodes 437 amino acids. The record is from RefSeq and is a predicted model, not a curated record. The transcript is spliced from 6 exons. Lineage: Eukaryota; Fungi; Ascomycota; Sordariomycetes; Xylariales; Xylariaceae.